AAUGUGGUGAUGUGUCCCGCGCGGCUAUAUAGGUAGGUAGGUGGGUUGCCAACCGCCACUGUCGGGAUACAGGCAAACCUCCACAGUUGCUACAUCAACUUCUUAGCCUGUCGGAGACGCAGAUCAGCACAUCGCACAAGAAUAUCAACAAAAUUACCUAGGCCCCUACUACCCAUCUACUGCCACUUAUUGGCUGUUCCAAACCUUGGCACACUAUCCACCCCCAGCGCCGCCCCGGCCUCAUUAGCGAUGGCCAUCACAUCUUCCACGGAAGGGAUAAUAUUCCCGACCCUCUUCACGCGGUACGAUCACACAAGGCUGGAGCCGAUGCAAACAGACUCGGCCGAGUUCGCGUGUCUCACUUCCAUCGCUCGCUUCGGGCUCGUCACGCUGGAGGGUGUGCGGGGGAGGGAGGCGCUCGAGAAGGUCGGGCGCUUCGUUCUGGACCAGUGGCGGCAGACGGGGCGGAUGGACUGCGACGCGGACCCGGGCAGGAUGCGCGAGUACGUCGACCACUUCCUGGAGCGGGUGCGCGGCAGGUUCCCCUCGAUCGUGGUCGAUUGCUCGCUGGUGAGCCCCCACACCCUCCCCGUCACGUCGCGCGUCUUUACCACCGAGCCCUGCGAGGGGGCCUGGGAAGGAGACAGGACCAACUACGCCCCAGGCACGGCCGUGACUAUUGCCAUCAACGCGGAGAGAUUCGACCGCAUGGUGGAGCUUUCCGAGUGCUUCCGGCACCAGAAGGCCGGGGAAGCAGAUGACGGUGCGGCAUUCCAGCGCUUCAUGACCUUCCAGUUCAUACUCGGGGCGAGGAUGGCGCUCGAGCUCUGCCACAGCUUCGUCGGCAUGCUGGCCGGCAGCAGCCGCCGCAACGACUUCACCUACCCGAGGCCCAAGGUCGACAGCAGGGGCAACCAGACGCACGCGCUGCAGGAGAUGCUCCUGGGCGGCGAGCCCGGGCGGCGUCUGCAGCACAUCCUCUACGGCGGAUAUCUCGAAGUCUACGAGGACACUAGCUCUCCCCUCAGGAGCGCGCAGCCGGGUAUCCCUGUCAUCAUCAACAAGGUCAACUUUGGGAGCUACGUGAGCGACGACGCCAUCACGGGCCAGAUCUGGGGCACAGGCAAACAUGAGCAAUUCCCCCUUGGGACACACGGGCCCGCCUUCUCCAUCGACAUGGAGUUUGACGACAAGGUCGUCAAGAUGGGCUACGACAACCGCCGUUCGUCGAAGCCGAGGAUCCGGUGCCUCGAGGAGACGUCAGAGGUCUUGAUGCGGGAGCUCCUCCUCCACCGCGACGGGGCGGCGUUCCGCGUUGCCGAGACGGAAAUGUGCUGGGUGGCCACGUCGCCCGGGCGCCUUGUCAAUGCCACGCGGGUUCGGUAAUAUGUACUUGGUAGGCUGGUGUGUAUGAUGGGUUGAAGCUCGGGCGUCCAGGUGUUGGGCCUGAACUUGGUGCAUCUGUCUGGGACCUGCGGGCUGUCUUUUCGCCCUCAUUCUUGGAGUUUUGGAGUUGUUUGUAUUUGGUACCGUUUUGUAAACCUGGGUGGUGGACUGUAUCGUUUUAUAGUGUUUUUCAGAUAGACAGAUACCCCCGUUAUAUAUCAAUCAAGCGCUGGAACGCACGACAGGACUGCCGUCAAUAGGGCCUGUAAAGGAGAGACGAGGCG
Gaeumannomyces tritici R3-111a-1 is the source of this 1670-nucleotide messenger RNA. RefSeq lists its product as hypothetical. Bases 250 to 1386 code for a protein of 378 amino acids. Lineage: Eukaryota; Fungi; Ascomycota; Sordariomycetes; Magnaporthales; Magnaporthaceae. The transcript is spliced from 5 exons. The record is from RefSeq and is a predicted model, not a curated record.